GCAUCCGCUGUGGCCGGGACGAGUCAUAUCCUAGUGUAGUCAUCGAUCUCCGGUCUCGACGGAUCGAUGACAACUGGAGAAGCGCAAAGCAGUUAGGGUUGCCUCUUGCCCCUUGAAUUUUUCAGUCGUUCGUUGAGUGCGAAAAGACGGCGCCAUGAACUGCAGCACCUGCGAUCACAGCAUUGCUUUCACUUCUUCGGCCGGGCUGACGAAAUACCUCAACGUGCUCUGGCGGGGCCCACUGCUGCAGCUGUCAAAACGCCGAUAGCCACGACUGACUGACAUAUAUUCCGCAAGUUGAACGGCAUUUGCCUGUCGUCACUUGCGCAUGGAAAUCAUCGGUGCAGUCUCACCUUCGCUACAUCGGUGCUGUGACUGCAGGUAGACAUAGACCCGCGGUCGCACUCGAAGUUAUUCUCGCCCGCUGCGCCAAUAUCAGCUUCGCCCCGGGAAGCAAGCCUGCGGACGGUCCAGUGGCGACGGGGGAGCCAAAUGGCUGAUGACCUGGACGAUCCGCGUGACGUUGAGCUCGGCUCCCUGUGCGCCAUCUACCCCGAAAUCCAGCAGCUGCGACCCGAAGAUCCAUAUACCAUCACGCUUGACAUCCCCGUCACCCCUUCGAAAGCCGUUACCGUCUUCUUCCCCGCGGCCGCCAACGAUGCGGUACCCCCGGGUGCGAGCGGCGCCACAAACGGCACCGGCACUUCCGGCCCAGGCCAACAAGGGCCCGUCGAUUCUCACGAGGUAGCGCACCUGCCCCCGGUGCAGCUGGAGAUCGUCCUGGGACCGCGAUAUCCCGCCGAACAACCGCCGGAGAUCUCCAUCUCGACCACUCCUCCGUGGCUCCCCGAAGAUACCGUCAAGCAGCUCAAGGACGAUGCCCCCCGGCUGUGGGAGGAGAUGGGACGUGACAUCAUGGGCUUCACAUACAUCGAUCAUGUGCAGCAGGCCGCCCACAACGUUUUUGGUCUGGUGAACGAGAAGGGCUCGCUCGAGGUUGACCCGAGGCACAAGAUUGCCAUAUUGGACUACGACAUCAAAGCGAGGAGGGCGGCGUUCGAGAAGGAAACCUUUGAUUGCGGCGUGUGUCUCGGUACGUCUUGCUGGCUCGGUGCUGUUGGCUCUGGGGGCGUCGAAAUAUGUCUUUUACAGGUUUCCCUGUCCAAGUCCGCAGAAACAUGUACUAACCGAUGCGCAGAACCGAAGAAAGGCGCAGUUUGCCACCGGAUGCUUGACUGUGGACAUGUCUUCUGUGUCGCAUGUCUCCAGGACUUCUACAACAACGCCAUCAAGGAGGGGGAUAUUGCGGCGGUCAGAUGCUUGGCUCCCAAUUGCGCAAAGGAGCGCUCAAAAGCGACCUCCCCAUCCGGCAAGAGACGCAAGAAGCCGAGGACAUUCAUCAACCCCAGCGAACUGCUGCAGAUACCCCUCGACGAGGAGACGGUCAAACGCUAUGUGACGCUCAAGUACAAGAUGGAGCUCGAGUCGGACAAGAACACAGUGUACUGUCCACGGCCAUGGUGCAACGGCGCCGCGAGAUCCAAAAAACAUAAGAAGCCCCAAGGCCUGGAACUGGCGGAAGUCUCGGACGAAUCAGACACGGAGGACGAAGACGAGGCGGACCAUCCCGAUGGCGAGGGCACAUCCAAGCCUUACAAGCCAGCCGAGGAACUGCUGGCUAUCUGCGAAGAGUGCAGCUUCGCCUUUUGCAGCCGCUGCUACCAGUCGUGGCACGGCGAAUUCUUCCGGUGCACGCCACGCCGGGACAAGCAAGAGCUGACGGCCGAGGAACUCGCCUCCCUCGAAUACAUGAAGCUGCACACCACGCCGUGCCCUACGUGCGGUGUACCGGCGCAGAAGACGCACGGCUGCAACCACAUGAUCUGCUACCGCUGCCAGUCGCAUUUCUGCUAUCUCUGCUCGGCCUGGCUCGACCCCGGCAACCCUUAUCAGCACUUCAAUGCGGCACCCGACGGGCGGGUCACCGGCUGUUACAUGCGUCUGUGGGAGCUCGAGAUGGGAGACGGCGACGACGUCGGCAUCGGCUUCGAGGGCGGCCCGGGCGGGGGCGCAGGCCGCGGUGCGCCAGCGGUCGUCGUCCUUGCUCAGGAGCUCGUCCCUGAGAUCGAGGAGCCCGAGGAAGAGGACCUGGCAAACCAGGCCAUAGGGAACGAAGCCGCAGCGCAGCCCGAGGAGGCGCAUCAUCUGGACGGCGGGCAAGUCGGCAUUGCCCGCGAGGGCCCGUUGGUUCUCCGAAUAGCUGCCAACCAGCCGGCGGCGCCGGGCCGCGGAGGACCUCGUGGUCGACAGCCGGGGGCAGCAGCAGCAGCACCUCAGCCUGCCGCGGCGCCUGUCCCGGCUGCUGGCCGAGGAGGAGCGAGAGCAGCGCGGAAUCAACAACCCGCGGCAGCGCGGGGUGGAGGGCCACAGCAGCAACAUGCAGGCCGUGACGCAGGACCGGGAGCAGCAGUGCCGAGAGGCGGACGCGCAGGAGCAGGGGUUGGCGCCGUCGCAGGGCCGCGAGGACGUGGCCGAGGCGGAGGUGCCGGCGCCGGCGGUGCAGGUCCUGCUGCUGCCGCGCGUCGGCAAAAUAAUCACAAUAACCCCGCGAAUCAUCCAGCAGAGCGCGUGCAGCGUCGCAAUGCCAACAACGGCGGCGGCGAGGGUCUCGGCGACGACGAGCUGGCCCCGCAGCACCAGGAAUGGGUCAGGCAGUUUGUCCUGGCUGCGUUGAACGACGAGGAGGAUAUCUUCAUCGACAUGGGGUUUUAGAUCAGACGAGUUUCUUUUGCGUUCCCGCUGGCAUUGUGGCUUCUCCUUUUUGUGCCUGCCUAGUUAUCCAAGAUACCCCCUGAUUGAAGAACAUAGACUGUAGACAGGCAGACACAGCCAGCUUUAUAUGCAUGACUACACAGUUAUCCGUUCAGGAUGUUUUCUGCCUACCUGCCUGCCUGUGCCCGCGCCCCGUUUCGACCACGGCGGAGAGCCUGGUGUGCGUUGUCAUCGCUGGCCCCCUGGGCCUGGGCUCAGCUCCUCUCUAGGCUG
Molecule: messenger RNA, 3045 nt
Organism: Thermothielavioides terrestris NRRL 8126
Lineage: Eukaryota; Fungi; Ascomycota; Sordariomycetes; Sordariales; Chaetomiaceae
Exons: 1
Coding region: 493-2772 (759 amino acids)
Biological process (GO): protein polyubiquitination; positive regulation of proteasomal ubiquitin-dependent protein catabolic process; ubiquitin-dependent protein catabolic process
Cellular component (GO): cytoplasm; ubiquitin ligase complex
Molecular function (GO): zinc ion binding; ubiquitin conjugating enzyme binding; ubiquitin protein ligase activity
Source: RefSeq, a predicted model, not a curated record